AUGGCCUCUUUCAAGCUAUUCUUCGUUGCUCUCUUCCUUGCUGUGUCAUUCUCCAACAUGGGAAUGGGGCUGGCGGCGAGGCAGCUCCUCCAAAUGCCAGCUCUCCCAAAUCUGCCCACGCUGCCUCCUCUGCCCAGCGCCACCGUCCCAUCUCUGCCUCAGCCGACGACGACUCUGCCACAACCUUCCUUUCCUUCCGGUGGAUUGCCUCCACUUCCCAGCGCCGGAGCCAUGCCUACCAUUCCGGCGAUUCCGGCUUCCAUCCCAAAGGUCUCUCUGCCGCCAUUGCCAAGCAAUCUCCCAUCGAUCCCGGCUAUUCCGGCCACCAUUCCUUCCAUCCCCAUCCUCACCCCGUCUCCUACCGGCAACUAA
Linum tenue is the source of this 372-nucleotide messenger RNA. Lineage: Eukaryota; Viridiplantae; Streptophyta; Magnoliopsida; Malpighiales; Linaceae. The record is from the annotation of a GenBank genome assembly.